Molecule: messenger RNA, 2154 nt
Organism: Pestalotiopsis fici W106-1
Lineage: Eukaryota; Fungi; Ascomycota; Sordariomycetes; Amphisphaeriales; Sporocadaceae
Product: Nucleolar protein 9
Exons: 1
Coding region: 1-2154 (717 amino acids)
Biological process (GO): endonucleolytic cleavage to generate mature 5'-end of SSU-rRNA from (SSU-rRNA, 5.8S rRNA, LSU-rRNA); endonucleolytic cleavage in 5'-ETS of tricistronic rRNA transcript (SSU-rRNA, 5.8S rRNA, LSU-rRNA); endonucleolytic cleavage in ITS1 to separate SSU-rRNA from 5.8S rRNA and LSU-rRNA from tricistronic rRNA transcript (SSU-rRNA, 5.8S rRNA, LSU-rRNA)
Cellular component (GO): 90S preribosome; preribosome, small subunit precursor; nucleolus
Molecular function (GO): RNA binding
Source: RefSeq, a predicted model, not a curated record
AUGCCUAAGCCACGUUCGAAAAGACAAGCGAUCCGAGACGAGCGGAAACAGAAACGCCGCAAUGCAGAGGAAGCGGACGAGGUCAAAUCAGCAAAGCGACAGCGACGAGACGACGCCGAAGACGCCAAUGAUGCACAACACGAAUAUGGGGCAAGCGAAGGUGCGGCUGGCCUCCCGAGCUUCGACGGCACUGAACGCCCGGAAAAGGAGUUCUUUGGUAUGCUGUCGGACCAAGAGCAGGAAUACUUUCGCCAAGUCGACGAGCAACUAGACAUAGACGACUUCUCGUCUCAAGAGGAGCGCGACAUGUAUCUGGCCAAUGUAUUCGUCGAGGCAAAGGGCAAAGAGUUGAAGCUCGCGUGCAGUCAAUCAUGUUCUCGGCUCAUGGAGCGCCUCAUCUUGAUGUCGAACUCGAGACAAAAGAAGAAGUUAUUCGAACAGUUUGCGUCACACUUCCUCAACCUCAUACAGCACCGCUUUGCCAGUCACUGUUGUGAGACCUUGUUCUUACAGUCUGCACCAGUGGUCACAAGGGAGCUCAGUGGGGAGAGAGACGACCAGCCUGCAGAUGGAGAGGAGCCGGACGCGGAGCCUCUCCCCACAAUGGAGGAGCUGUUCCUGCUCACACUUGAUGAGCUCGAGGGCCAAUUGGGGUACUUGUUGACGGACCGGUUCGCAUCUCACAGUUUGAGAGUGCUGCUGAUCAUCCUGUCUGGACGACCGCUCGAACAAGCCGCAACCAAAUCACUCAUCCACAGCAGGAAAAAGGAGAAGAUCUCAGCGCCAUGGACUUCCAACGCGACCGGCGAAGAGAAUGCAAAAGAUGCCCUGCGGCCCGUUCCGUCAUCAUUCAAUGCUGCUACAAAGAAGAUUAUCGCCGAUUCUACAGAAGGCAUGGAUGCGACAGCAUUGCGUCUCUUGGCCCGCCACCCCACAGGAAACCCUGUCCUUCAAUUGUUGCUGGAGCUCGAUAUAACCCUGAACUCAAGAAAGGAGAAUACAAAGGCCGAGGAUCAACCCGAGGAAGACUCCAACGAGCGGCGGCUACUGUGGCAGCUGUUGCCCGAUGCACCAGCUUCCCUCAAGGAGUCAACUUCAGAAGCAUCAGAGUUUAUUAAUUCCAUGAUUUACGAUCCCAUUGGAUCUCGACUACUAGAGACGCUCGUAUCCCAUUGUCCGGGCAAGCUCUUCAAGGUCAUAUUCAAGCACAAUUUUGGAGAACGAAUCAACAGCCUGGUCCGAAAUGACGUUGCGUCCUAUCUAGGCAUUCGGAUCCUAUGUCGUUUGGGCAAAGAGGAUCUCGCAGCCUCAGUCAAGAAGAUUAUACCCGAAAUGCCAAAAUUAGUUUCCUUGUCACGGUUCAACGUUCUCAAGACACUGUUCGAGCGAUGCCACAUCAGAGAAGCCCAUAGUGAGGUCUCGGCACUAUUGCGGGCACUGGUCGAGGCAUGUGAGGGUGACAAGAAGGUGCUGGUGCCGAAACUGUGCUUCCCCGAAAAGGAUGCCGAAUCUGAGAAGCAGCAGUCUCAACAAUCCCUAUCAAAGAAUCAAAAUGCCGUAAUCUCUCACGGAUGCCACUUGGUCACAACGAUGUUGUCCAUCUCCGGUGCCGUGUCAAACGCUAUUCAGACAUCCUUGGUUGCCCUGCCUCCGGAUUCUAUCAUGAGCCUGGCCACGACAUCCGGCCCGACGGCGCAUGUCUUGACGGCAGCCUUUGAGACAAAGUCCCAGAACAAGGCAUUUCACAAAGUGCUUGUGGCAGCCUUGAUGCGAGACAUUGCCGGACUUGCACAGUCGGACCACGGAAGCAAGGUGUUGAGUGCCGUCGUGACCAUUCCCUCCAAGAGCGAUGGCAUCAACCUGCCAUUUCACAUGAAACAGCAGAUUAUGAACGUGCUGGGCGACAAUGAGAUGGAGCUACGAGAAUCGUUUCCCGGACGCAAGGCGUGGAAAGCAUGGCAGGGAGACAUGUGGAAGACGCGGACGAGAGACUGGAUCGCCUGGGCGAAGGAGGUUGACGAUGCAGCGAGUGCAUCGGCAGAACCCGUAUGGAAGAGACAACAGAACGCCAUGAAGGGCAACACCAAUCCGAACAUGGUCAAGGUCGACGAGACUGCACGGAAACGGAGAAAGGAUGGUGAGGCGGCCCAAUAG